Molecule: messenger RNA, 420 nt
Organism: Balaenoptera acutorostrata (minke whale)
Lineage: Eukaryota; Metazoa; Chordata; Mammalia; Artiodactyla; Balaenopteridae
Gene: MSMP
Product: microseminoprotein, prostate associated
Exons: 3
Coding region: 1-420 (139 amino acids)
Source: RefSeq, a predicted model, not a curated record
AUGGCCUUAUGGAUGCUCUGGGCUGGACAGGCUAAGGGGACCCUGGGCGGCUGGGGGAUCACCUGCUUGGUGAUAUCUCUGCUCCUCCAGCACCCAGGAGUCCACAGCAAGUGCUACUUCCAAGCUCAAGCGCCCUGCCACCAUGAAGGGAAAUAUUUCACCCUGGGCGAGUCUUGGCUCCGCAAGGACUGUUUCCACUGCACCUGUCUGCAUCCCGUCGGUGUGGGCUGCUGUGACACGUCCCAGCAUCCUAUCGACUUCCCCGCUGGGUGUGAGGUACGUCAGGAGGCAGGAACGUGCCAGUUCUCCCUGGUGCAAAAAUCUGAUCCUCGGCUGCCCUGCAAAGGGGGAGGGCCUGACCCAGAGUGGGGCUCAGCUAACACCCCUAUUCCUGCGGCUCCUGCUCCCCACUCCAGCUAA